GCUAAUAACGCCUAGUAGAAACAUGUCUUUGUACAUGACAACCGAAAAUAACGAUAACACAGGAGAGAGAGAGAUGGAUGGAAAGCACUCGAAUGAUUUGCAAAACAAGCACGAUGAUUUGAGGGAUUUUGUUGCUAACGAAUGCAAAGAACAAAUAAGAGACGGCAGUGAUUCAGAAAAUGGCCUUGAUGCUGAGAGAAUGAACCAGUUUUACCAACGUGCUAUAGCAGAGAGUGAAAGAAUGAACAGUGAAGUAAACAAAAGCCACAUCCAGAGGCAGAAGCUUUAUGACGAGCUAGGUUCUGCCAUGUUUGCAAAGUGGUCGGAGGACCAUGCUGCAGAAGUACUAACUGAUGAACAAUACCAUUUAUGGAGCAACGAAGAGAAGCAGAGCAAAGAGCUGUUGCAGCAGAUCAAAGGAGUGGCUCUGAGUGAGGAUGGCACAGGUAGUGAUGAUGCUUCGCAGUGAUGUUGGAGCUAUUUUGAGAAUUAUGCAAUAAUAGUGGAUUCAAGAAGAGCUAGGGAAAAGAGUGCUUUCAAUUUUUUUCGUGCGAUAUAUCAUAUGUAUGCAUCAUAAUUUAUUUUAUAUUGUAUAAUGUGAUAUACAAGAGCUAGGGAAAAUAUUGCUUUUAUUUUGUUCUUAUGAUAUCUCAUUUGUUUGUAUUCUAUUUUUAUUUUAUAUUGUGUCAUGUGAUAUACAAGAGAGGGAAAAUAUUGCUCUUAUUUUGUUCUUAUGAUAUCUCAUAUGUAUGUAUUAUAUGUCAUUUUAUCAUGUGAUAUACCAAAAAAAGUAAUGAUUGUGCUGAUACCAAAAACUAGAAGUUGACUUAAUAUACAGUAGCAACAAAAUCAUAAUAUGCUACAUGGAAGGGAACAUUUUGUUAUAUAUUACAUGAUUUGCCUAUUUCACAUUGUUAUGAGCUAAUAUACAGGAUCUGCCAUUGUGUAACUGCUUUUCAGACUUUUCAAAACAGUCAGUGGUGAGAGAAAAGGAUUUACAGGAGGUGGUUAUGCCCAAAAUGUGAUCAAUGGGCUCCCUCCAAAGAAAUCAUGCCUUGAAUUAUUUAAACUAUUUUAGCAAUCCAGAAGCUAUGAAAUCCAGAAACAAAUUUUCCCCCAUAUUUCCCAUGAAUUUUUUUCUGCCACUGCCUCUGGUGAGGUGAGAAAAUUUCACUAGCAAAGUUGGGUAUUAAGGCUUGACAAUCAAUUGCAGUGUGUAUAGAAAUAAAUAUAAAAGAAACCUUUUUAGCAAGUCUAAAAACAAAAAUAAUUUUAUUAUUCGCCAUUUAUAAAGUUCAGGUGCCAGAGUGCUCUCUGGUGAAACAAUGACUUAAAACAAGUUCUGACACAUCAUGUAUUAUGCCUAAAUUUUUUCCGUUCUGCAGUGUGACAUGAUGAACCCUAAGCACCCUGAAACAUUAAUUCUUAGGAAGAGAGAGAACACUGGUUUUCCCUACAGAAAUGACACUCUACUAUAUAGCAGAACUCCUCUCUUCUGAUAAGACACUACAUUAUAAAGGCCAGUCUCCUUAAAAGAAGGCUCAAUGCGGGGGGGGGGGGGGUACUUCCUAAAUCCAUUGGAUGGGGAUCAUCGUUGUAUCUUCUAGGGUGUAAAUUUGGAACCUUGGGUAUCUUUUAGGGGUGAAAAUGAGAAUGCCCAGAUUUUUUUUACCUCAGUAUCUUUUAGGGUGCUAUUAUAGCCUUCCCUUGUCUAACUUGUAGCUUAUGAAAGAGCCUUGAAAUGACUGUGUCAUUCGGUGUUUUUAGAUCACUAGAGUCAGUUUUAAUUAAACGUUUGUAUUACAAA
Molecule: messenger RNA, 1807 nt
Organism: Nematostella vectensis (starlet sea anemone)
Lineage: Eukaryota; Metazoa; Cnidaria; Anthozoa; Actiniaria; Edwardsiidae
Exons: 3
Coding region: 23-469 (148 amino acids)
Source: RefSeq, a predicted model, not a curated record